UUUGUGAAUGAUCCGGUGUCUUCUGGGACACAUGAAAGGUCCCAGAAGGUGCCGGGCCAUUCACAAAGCGCAGCUCUUCCCGCACAUGCGCAGUGGGCACCUGGCUGUCACAGAAGCCGGCCCGGGAAGAAGAGGGAAGGCAACUCUGCAGAAGUGGGAGAGGGUACCUGUCAAAUUCAGUCUCUGGUCAUCUCCUGUACUGUCUGCAGUCUCUGGUCAUCCCCUGCACUGUCUGCAGUCUCUGGUCAUCCCUUGCACUGUCUGCAGUCUCUGGUCAUCCCCUGCACUGUCUGCAGUCUCUGGUCAUUCCCAGCACUGUCCGCAGUCUCUGGUCAUUCCCUGCACUGUCCGCAGUCUCUGGUCAUUCCCUGCACUGUCCGCAGUCUCUGGUCAUUCACCUGCACUGUCCGCAGUCUCUGGUCAUUCCCUGCACUGUCCGCAGUCUCUGGUCAUUCCCUGCACUGUCCGCAGUCUCUGGUCAUGCCCUGCCUGUCCGCAGUCUCUGGUCAUUCCCUGCACUAUCCGCAGUCUCUGGUCAUUCCCUGCACUAUCCGCAGUCUCUGGUCGUUCCCUGCACUAUCCGCAGUCUCUGGUCGUUCCC
This is a messenger RNA of Staurois parvus, 601 nucleotides long. The record is from the annotation of a GenBank genome assembly. NCBI's taxonomy places the organism in Eukaryota, Metazoa, Chordata, Amphibia, Anura, Ranidae.